Zygotorulaspora mrakii is the source of this 2580-nucleotide messenger RNA. RefSeq lists its product as uncharacterized. Gene Ontology annotation, cellular component: nuclear inner membrane. Bases 1 to 2580 code for a protein of 859 amino acids. Lineage: Eukaryota; Fungi; Ascomycota; Saccharomycetes; Saccharomycetales; Saccharomycetaceae. Gene Ontology annotation, molecular function: chromatin binding. The transcript has a single exon. The record is from RefSeq and is a predicted model, not a curated record.
AUGGACACUGAAUAUUUGGGGCGCGGCUUUGACCCUAACAGUAUUAAAGUCGCCCAACUGAGAAGAAUUUUGGUUGAAAAUAAGGUGGAUUUCGCAUCGCAUGCAAAAAAAGCUGAACUGGUACAGCUUUUCGAAGAACAGGUGAAACCAAAGGUUCCAAAGUUGAGGAAGAAGUAUGAAAAUUUGCUGCCCAGCGAUAAAGGCAUUGUAAAGGUUGGAUCCAAGGACAAGAGUAAAGGCAAAAGUAACAGGUCCAAACUAAAGAAGAAAUCGAAGGCUCGUAAAUCCAAGUUAAAGGUUGAGGACGGUGAACGGAACGAGGAGAAUGGAAGUAUGACUCCGACCGGGGAAGAUAUUCAGAGUAGUAAGCAGAGCUCCGUUGAUGCCACGGUCAAAUCUGAGAAGGAAUCGGACGUAGAAAUCACACCAUUUAGUGAGGUAAAUGAGAUGCAGAUGGGUAGCGGACGCAGAGGAAGUGAACUGAAAACAGAGAAUAGAGAUGCGGAUGAACAUAUGGGUGAGGAUAAUGAUUUGAAGAUUGAUGAAGACAAGGAGGAGAGUAGGGAUGUGGCUAUGGAGUCGACUGUUUCAGAAACCGCUACUCCUGUAAAAGAUGAGAUGACAGGAGAUAAUGGAGAGAGCAAAACACGAAAAAGAAGAAGAAGGAUUGGGGAUGGAGAAAACACUCCAAUUACCAAUAAAGUUGCCAGGAAAUCACCUCAAAAAUCACCUCACAGAUCACUGAUUAUUGAUAAAUUUGAAAGCUCUUCAUCUGAUUCUUCCUUCAAUAAUGGUUCGAAAGUAAACAUUUCCAAUGCAGGACCUAUUAUCACCCACGAGGAAAGUACGCCGGAAAAGUUUGUUUCUGAGGGAAGCGAUUUCAGUUACAGAAGGAAAACAGUUUCUCCAGAUCUAAGCAAGUUGAAGAUUAGUGCAGCAUUUGCCGAACAGCUGAAAAGUGCUGUUCAGAAGACUGCUUCAAAUACCCCAUCACGCUCAGAAUCCGAGCAAGAAUAUGGUUCGCGACCAUAUAGCAGUAUUCGAGUGUCACGUCAUAAAGCAUCUUCUCCAGUUCAAAGUGAUGAACUAUUUGCCCCUAUAGCAGCAAGUUCUGAAGAUGACGAAACACAGUCUUCCUCUCAAGAAACAAUCAAAUCUAUCAAUGUUGAAAAAGCUACAUCUGAGGCAGCUACAGACGAUAUACCUAGUGCUCGGCAAAUGCCGGAUAUUCAGUCUCCUAAGUUACCAACUAAGCAGGACGUUGAAGAUAGUGAAGCACGCGUUGAGAAAAUGCAAGAUUUUCUGAAUGACGUUAUAGAUUCACCUGUGGUUGAAGUAGCUGAUGCACGGUUGAGCACAUUUUUGAAAUCUUUUUGCAAAAUUUUCGUGAAAUUUAUGUUUUUCAUUCUUAUAGCAGUGUCGAUCUCCUAUGGCCUGUGGUAUCGCCAACAAAGGAUAUAUGUCGGUUACUGUGGCAAUGAAACGUCUUUAUCAAAAGAUGCAGAAUGUGGUCCUGUUUUGACUACGAUGGACCGCUAUUUGCGAGAUUAUAAGCCCCAAUGCUUGCCAUGCCCUGACAAUGCAAUUUGUUACCCAAAAUUUUCAAUCAAAUGUAAGCCAGAAUACACUAUACAAAAAAACCCUUGGAGUCUACAUGGACUAUUACCAUUAUCUGAUCGAUGUAUCAAGGAUAGCAAAAGAGAAAAAUUAAUUUCAGAAGUUGUUCAAAAAUCUCUGGAAAUUCUGAGGGCAAAAAAUGCACAAGUGUCAUGUGGUGAGUGUCAAAAUGAGGUGGAAAGUGGGAUAAGUGAAAAAGAAUUAUAUGAAAUAUUCAAUGAAUCGCGAGCCCCUUGGGUUAGUGAUCAUGAGUUUGACGAACUAUGGGUUCAAGCUAUUUCGGAUCUCCAGAAAGAACCAGAAAUAACAUGGAGGCAAGUGAGUAUCAUUUUAGGAAGCAAUCAAUCUCAAAGAGUAUCUAUACUAACAGAUAAUAUUACCACUUCAACGCAGCUACCAAAAGCUGAAUUUGCAAGCAUUGGAAACUCCAGUUGUUCCACUGCAACCGAUGACUUUCAGGGGGAGGAAGGAUAUCUUCGGGAAACAACCCAGCCGCAAGAAGCGAGGUUUCUUCGCUCGACAUCCAAGAAGUACAUCAGUUUGAGAUGUAAAUUUGAAAGAGAAAUAUAUCAAACAUACUAUAGAUUUAGAUUGAUCAUAUGGGGUGUAGGUUUUCUCUUGAUUCUGGUAAAAACUGUAAACUAUAAGCUCAGAAAAUAUUAUAUGGAAAAGGAGAAAAUGGAACAACUGACAAGAAGGGUAGUAAUAAGAUUGAAGGAGGCGAAGAAGGAUAGUGCUGGGAAUGACGUUAUAUCUUUCUUGAGCACUGUUCAGUUAAGAGACGUUCUAUUGGCAGAUAUAACAGAUCUUAAUUACAAGAAUAUUUUAUGGCAAAAAGUUGUCAAAAGACUGGAACACAACAACACCAAUAUCAAAACAAAUUUAGUAGAAAUUCACGGAGAAAUUAUGAAGUGUUGGGAAUGGAUUGGUCCACUUAGCGAUAGCUCCGAUCGUGAAAAAUAG